Molecule: messenger RNA, 1649 nt
Organism: Fopius arisanus
Lineage: Eukaryota; Metazoa; Arthropoda; Insecta; Hymenoptera; Braconidae
Exons: 4
Coding region: 867-1628 (253 amino acids)
Source: RefSeq, a predicted model, not a curated record
ACGAUGCAGUGAUAAUGCAUCUGUACAUAUAUAUAAAUAUUCAACAUUUUUAUCAGAAAGGAAAAACAUCAACGCACCAUGAAAUCCCGAAUGAAAAACGAAUAGUCGCACAGUUCUCCGGAUGUCAGUCCAGUCGUCAUACAAUUAAUUUAAUCGCAUUUUCAAUAGAAAAUGAAGUGAAUAAAAUAUUUUGCAUCAAAGGGAGCGCCGGUGCAUUUAGAUUAAUUUAAAGAAUUUUAUUUAUUAAAAUCUUCAUUACCAGAAAGGCAUUAUUAAUCAUUUACUCUGUGUCUCAUCGAAGUGCACCUCAGAUAAGAGAAUGAGAAAAUUAUUGCAAAAAAUCCAUAGGCAUAAUCAGGUUGCAUUUUGGGCAUGAACAAUGCACCGAGUACAGCACAUUGUAGGGCCGAUAAUUAUGUGGGAAAUUGUGAAGAGAGGAAAUAUAUGAGAUCUCGUCGGCGCGACGGCAUCGACAAUUUUUCAGAGAAAUAAAUGAAAAAUUUGAGAAGAACUCUGGAACGAAUAGAUUAUUUUUCAUAACACUAUUAAAUCAGAGAUGCAUCCUAUAUUAUUAUACAAAUAGCGGAGAGACCGUAUGAUUAAUUAACGAUGACUGUUUCUAAUUCCUCGUCUUAGCGACGGCUUUGGAACGAAUAAUUCAUUUCAUACGAUCUGAACGUCUGAAAUUAUCGACACAAUGUAGAUAUUGUCUGUGUUCUUAUCACAAUAAAGCAGUAUGUACUGAUUGUCCCCAAAAUUUUCGCUUGAUUAAUUCAUAAUUAUACUAAUUGCGUCUUUCUCCAUGACGACAGUCGCAAUUCUUUUUUUUUCAAUGAAAAUUCGAGGAAUUUAAUCAUCACAAAAAUAUGAAGUCCUUCCUAUUCGAUCCCUGCGAUGUAUUAAAUUGUGACAGAUGCUUUCAACUCUCGGAUUUAAAUUUGCUGAAGAGCAAAGUCUUUCCUGACACUAGGAAGAAUGACACGUUGAAGAUCACCGAGCCGAGAUAUUGCUCCAAAGUUUUGCAUGGAAAUUGGUUCGAGGAUCGUGCAGUAAUUAAAUCAUUACCGGAUAAUUGGGGGAGUUCUUACAAUGAUCUCUUCAGACCGUACAGCAAGGAGAACCUGGAGAUUGCCCUGGAGAACCGUGAGUCAGCGAAGAAGUUGAAAAACCGGAGUAAAGGAGUGGGUCACGACGAACUCCUGGGGCAUCAUGGAGAUGCCUAUCACAACAAUUUUUCCACUGUAUACGAUUUGAGCUAUCGGGUUCUUCCAAAGGGGCUCAAGGGACCGCCUGAGCGCAAUUAUAAUGCGAGGAAAUUGACGUACUUGCCUGAGAACGAUUUGGCGAAUAAUUACGGCAAUCAGUACGGAUAUGGGUACAAAGAGUAUAUUCAACGACGGGAUGCCGAACUCAUUGAGGAAGCUACGGAUAUUCCUCGGAGUCAUUAUCAGUGCGACUUCACCAGGAAGGAAAUACCGAAGAUUAAAAGGUACCCUCUGAAACGCGCGGAUAUGAACAGACCAGAUUUACGUCACUUAGAUAUCGAUUUAGAUACGAAAUGGGGCCGUCAAUUUACCCAGGGGUAUCACAAAUUCCAUGUCCUCCAGCAGAAGAUCAUGGGUCUGUAAAAUUGAGAAACACGUUCUUAA